UGCAGCUGUGCCAAAUAUUCUACAUUCAGAAAUUAAAUCUAUUGCCUUUCAAAAAUGGCUAAAUAAACAGUAGAGGCAGAAGUGAUGUUCUAGUGGCCCUCCCACCAGGAAAUGCAUCAGUUUAGGGGAUAUGUUAUCUCUGCCUCUGAUACUAAAUAUAUAGUCAGCAGUCCAACCAGCAGCCCUGAGAUAUACACAAUUCAUACAAAGACAAUAUGCAUGCUGCUGUGUUGGAAAACAUUUUCUUGUUAGUGCUGGUCACUCUCCUCAGUGUGGUCCAGAAUGUAUUCUUCGCACUGAAGGUUGAGAAAGAGUGUAAAGCCAAUCUUUCUAAACUUCAUUCUGCAACUUUUGAGCGCUUGUCCUGUGCCAAUCGAAACUGCAUGGAUACUUACCCCACAUUCCUGGCAGUGCUGUGGUGCGCUGGUAUCUGCCUCAGUCAAGCUCCAGCUGCCUUUGCUGGUAUUAUUUAUCUAGUGGUCCGACAGAAGUACUUUGUGGGCUACUUUGGGCAAAGUUGCCAGAGCAUACCGGGCUUCCUGUUUGGGAAACGUAUCCUCUUUUUUCUGUCGCUCAUGUGUAUUGUGGGAAUCAUAAAUUACCUGCUGCUCUCCUGUGGUAGCAGUGACUACAAAGACUACAUUCAGAUCAUCACCAUAGCAGCAUCAACCCUCCUGCUCUUGCCCUGAGCUGUGACUACUCUUGAGCUAUAAUAGUGAAUGUGAAGACAUUGGUCUUCAGUUUAUUGUUUGUUAGUUAGUUGGAGGAUGUUGCAGAAAAAGUGUGAAGCGUUUUCAGAGAUGAUAACAAUCUUGCAAAAUCAUACGUACGUUUUACAAACCUUAACAAACGAACAUCGGAGGAUAUAAAAAGGUUAUUACUAUUAAUGUCCCAGUGUAAAAAGGUAUUUGAAUAUUAUUUAGAGUGAAUGGAGUACAUUUGCAUAGCAUGACAUAUGGGAAAGCCUUAAAGGGAUUGUUCAGCCACAAAUUACACAAAAAGUAAAUGUUCAGCAGAAUGGUAGGCUCAGUCACCAUAAUUUCAGUGUAUGGAAAAAAAAAAAAUGAUCCAAUAAUAGUGAAUGGUGACUGAGACUGGCAUUCUGCCUGUCGUCUCCUAUUGUGUUCCAUGGACAAAAGAAAGUCAUACAGAUUUACAUAAAUGAUGACAGAAUUUUCAUGUUUGGGAAACUAUCUCUUUAAUAGUUUCAAAUAGUUUUGUAACUCUUGUGAGUUGUGAUUGUUAGUUUAUAAUGAGAGAUUUUACAAAAUUGACUCUUGUCUAAUUGUAAUUAAGAUAAAAUUCCUAUCAUCUCAACAUGAUUGUGACUUUUGUAUUAUUGCUAGCAUUGGCAAAAAUGAAAUACAUUUUAGCAGUAAAACAGACCAUUAAUUUAGUGUUUCCCAACCUUGUAUGUCUUUUGUACCCAACACAGUCUAAAACCAUAAUGAAUGUAAUUUCAAGUAGUUAUCAUUAUUAUUAAUAUUAUUAUUAUAAAAAAUCACAUAUACAUACAUACACAUACAUACAGUUCACAAGUUCGCAUCAUCCUUUUACAAGUUGACAUAUUCCUUUCAGGAUUGUAUACAAAUAUAACUGAUACAAAAUGAUAUACAGUAUUUUUUUUAUUAAUUACUGCCCAUCAGAAUCUAGAUAACAAAUAUUUACAUAUAUCCCACAAGACAAAAUAUCAAUUUACACCAAUUAUUCUGUUCAAAAGUUUACAGAACACUUGGUUCUUAAUUUUGUGUUUUACCAUAUAAAGCAUCAAUUAAUGUUUGCACCUUUUGAAAUACUUGUGUUUAAGCCCCUCAAUUGAUCUGUUUUUUUUUUUUUCUGGUUCAAAAGUUUUCGUUGCAAUUAUUCUCAUAAGGCCUAGUCUUUUCUUUACUCUUGUACAUGAAACUGGUGUUGAGCAGGUAGAAUUCAAUGAAGCUGUCAG
Molecule: messenger RNA, 1942 nt
Organism: Xyrauchen texanus (razorback sucker)
Lineage: Eukaryota; Metazoa; Chordata; Actinopteri; Cypriniformes; Catostomidae
Product: arachidonate 5-lipoxygenase-activating protein-like
Exons: 5
Coding region: 216-689 (157 amino acids)
Biological process (GO): leukotriene biosynthetic process
Cellular component (GO): membrane; endoplasmic reticulum; nuclear envelope
Molecular function (GO): enzyme activator activity; glutathione peroxidase activity; glutathione transferase activity
Source: RefSeq, a predicted model, not a curated record